AUGUAUAGAUUAGUGUUACAGAAGUCUGUCACAGUGACAGGUGUUAGUGUAUGUGAUCACAUUUCCCGUGUAUCAACAGACCGGGUCUGGAUCAGUGGUUAUAGUAACAAUCUCAUCUUGACAAACACAGCAGGUGAUAAACUACAUCAUCUGACAGGUAUAGGUAGUGGUUAUAGAGGAGUACACACAGUGACUCGGGACGGUGAUUUAAUUUAUAUAGACAGUCACAGUAACAUCAACAAACUGUCUACAGAUCACAGAGUAAAGUCUACAUUAAUAAAGUACAACACAGCACCAUGGGAACCACGGUGUGUCUACAGCUCCCCCUCCACUGGAGACCUGCUGGUGGGGAUGUAUAAUGAUGAUACAGAUACAGGCCAGGUAAACCGUUACACUAACACAGGACAACACAUACAGACCAUACAGCACGACAACAACACAGGUCAGGGACUGUAUAGUUAUCCUUACUACAUCACAGAGAACCGCAAUGGAGAUGUUAUUGUGUCUGACUUGUGGCGUGAUGCUGUAGUGGUGACAGAUGGUGUAGGUAGACACCGCUUCUCCUACACAGGACCUCCAUCAGGAUCAGGACUACGACCACGUGGAAUCUGUACUGACGUGCUGUCACACAUCCUGGUGUGUGAUUAUAACACCUGCUCAGUACAGAUACUGGACUGUGAUGGGAGAUUCCUGUCGCAGAUAGAGACACGACAACACGGGAUAGACGGACCACGGGGCCUGAGUUAUGAUGACAACACUAACUGUGUCUGGGUGGGAUCAUUGAACAACAACACAGUGAACAUCUACAGACUUAUACAUGAAGACUCCCUGACCGAGUUUCUGAGGAAGAAGACAACUGUUUUUCAUGCCAGAGGAAUACUUGUUGGAUGUACCGAGGCUGGAAAAACAACACUACUGAGGCGAUUAAGAGGGAAACGACAAAAUGUAGGUGAAGUUACAAAGUCAUUCAGGGGAAUAACAACACUGCUGAAACGAUUAAGAGGGAAACGUCAAAAUAUCAGUGAAGUAACAGAGUCCACUAGGGGACUGGAAGUCCAUCAGCAUCUCUUCAUUGUUAAAGAUGGAAUGUUAGAAGUGGCUGAUGAUGACUCACCCUUAAAGACAUUUAUCAGGAUAAAUGCUGCAGAUUUGAAACCAGACCCGAGCAGUGAAGUUUCUGUCUCUGCUACAAAUGAAAAAUGUGACAAUUUGGAACGAGGAAAUACUGAUAAAAACAAUGAAGUAAUUUAUAGCAGAGAAGAAAAGAAAGAAAGAAAUAUUGAGUUGUCCAGUUCUCAAACUGAAGACAAAGAAGAAAAGAAAGGAGAUAAUAUGGAAAUGUCUAGUUCACCAACUGAGGACACAGAAGAAGAGACUACAGUAGAGACAAUGGCCAAUAUUCUCUCCUCAGAAGCUCAAGCAAUGGUGAAGGAUGAAAUUUUUCAGAAAAUCUUGUCUGAAAAAGAAAAGUUACCAACAGUAAGCAUGCUGGAUUUUGCUGGACAGUUAGCGUAUUAUGCCUGCCACCAAAUUUACGUAACACCAAAGGCUUUCUUCAUCCUUGUGUUGGACAUGACUAAGAUGUUUGAAGAUGUUGUCAGUCAAGAGAAAGAUAAUCAAGAAGGAUCAAUCUUCUCUGUGUGGACAUACAAAGACUACCUGAAGUUUUGGAUUACCUCAAUCAAGACAUUUGGAGGCAAAAAGGCACCACUGUUUCUUGUUGUCACACACACAGAAAGAAAAUCUACAGCUGAAAUUAAGAAGUAUUUUGGGGAGUUUUGGGAAGCAGUUCCAGAUGAGGACAGAGAUUGGUUAAGAGAUUCUCUCAAUGAUCGUGAAUAUGCAGUGGGUCUAGAUGAACUAAAUGACAACUCGAAAAAAAUGCUGGAGUCAAUGAAAAUGUCCAUAGUUGAACUGUUCAAAGAUGAGAUAAAUACUAAAAUUGAAAUGCCUUCUUCAUGGGCUUUAAUGGAACAGUUAUUGUAUGAAGGAGCAUGGAAGGUUUUGUCCCUUAGUGAAAUCUGGAAGCUCAACUUAUCCCUUCCCCAUGAAUACCAAAUUAAAAGUGAUGAGGAAAUGUCUAUGUUUUUAAAGUGUUUCCAUGACAAUGGCCUUCUUUUGUAUUUUGAAGAAGAGAAAUUGAGGGAAAAUGCAGUGCUUGACAUUCAGUGGUUUGCUAAAGCUUUCAGCAAGAUUAUUGCUGAUGAAAACCAUAUCAAUAAAGACUGCAAAACAAAUUUAAUCAAGGAAUGGAAAUCCUUCAAUAAAACGGGAGAACUUAAAGAUAAAGUAAUAGAUGCACUUUGGAAAGAUGAACCUUCAUACUUGAAACACAAAAGUGAAAUUAUGUCUUACAUGGAGAAGCUUCAAAUGCUUGUAGCUUUGGACUCUUUUGAGGCUGUAUCAGAAGGUGGCAUGUCAUGGUAUGUCCCAUGUAUGAACAAAAAGCAGUUUAAAGCUAACUUUUGUGAAGAAAAAUGGGAAUGCUCCUCCAUUUUGUGCUUUCGGUUCACUUCUUUUGCCAUGUUUGUGUUCUACAGACUGGUAGCAUACUGCAUGAGUUUUCUAAGAUGGAGUGCUUCAAUAGACGAAGACAAUGAAGGGAGUCCUUGUCUUUAUCAAACAGCAGCAGUGUUUGAUCACAAUGAACACACUGUUGUUAUUGGCAUAUCUAAUGACGAUAUCCAGUUGCAAGUAUUGAGAAUCACACCAUUGACUAUAGACAAGGACGUAUCUAAUGAAAUUGGAGAAUCCGUUGAAAAAGCCAUAGAAAAACUGACAGAAACAUUUAUCGGUACAAAAAUAUUCCACAGAGGAUUCAAAUGUCAAAACGUUAUUUGUAAUGAAGAAGAUCUUUCUUUCACCCUUGCAAGCGAGCUCUCCAAUAUUAAAACUGAUAAAGACAUUCAGUGCAAGUGUCGACUGAAGGAGAAACACGUGAUAAGUGUACAAAGGACUCUGAGUUUCUGGGAAAAGAGAAAGGUGUGUGAUUCCAGUACUCCAGGGGCCUCUGGACAAGACCUUGGGAACCGAUCUAGAUUUGCAAAACUUGGAAUGGCAAUGAAUGAUGUGUUAAAUCAGGCAUACAGAGAUAUUCUAGAAUCAGAAGUUCCCCCUUCUGAUAUUGAGAACAAGGUGAAUUCAUUAUCAAACAAAAAGAGGAUGAAUCUGAAGUUGAACACAGAUCAAGAGGAUCUUUUGAAAAGAGCAAAAAAAUCUGGAUAUAAGGAAUUUGAUAUUUCAUUAACAUACAAGAUGAUAAGAAACAUUUGUUCAACGAUCCCUAAACCAACAAAAGGAAAGUGGGGAGAAGAGCCUGCAGCAGGAGAGGUGACAGUGGGUGAUGAUAUUGAGAGAAUUAGGUUAAUCCGAAACAGUUUGACUGCUCAUGUGAGCUCAGCCUCCACCCCUCAGACAGAAUUCGAUGACACCUGGUCGACGAUGUCAGAUAUCUGCCAAAGAUUGGAAGCCUUUACUGGAAAGAAGUACUUGAAUUACCUUAAUAGCAUUUAUAAACUGACUUUAAAAGAUGAAGAUGCUAUUUCAGAUAUUAUUGCAAAGGUUAACAAGGAACAACAUGAAAUGUUGAAGAAAUUAAUGUCAGAUAUGCAAGAAGUUAAGUCAGAUGUGAAGAAAUUAAAGCAAAAUUGAAGCCGACAGGCAAUGAUGCCCAAAAUUGGUCUAAUGCAUGUAGGACUUUAAUAAUUAAAUGAGUGUCAUUUGAAAAUAUAUGCCAAAGAUUAGAAUCUUUCACUUGAAAGAAGAACUUGGAUAGCCGUUAAUGAUAUUAAAACACUGAUCUUGAGAAAGGAAGAAGAGGAUGCUAUAAAAAAUGAAAAAAUGCAAGAAAUUUGGGAGAAGAUCAAAACAAAUAUGCUAGAAUUCAAAAUAGUGUUCAAAUCAGAAGCUGAUUAAAUGAUGUGAAGAAUUCUAAAGAUUGUAUGUUUUACUUGAAACAGAAUCCACAAUGGAAUUUGAAUGAUUUUAUUCAAGGAUUUGAUAUCCGGAAUUGAUAUUUGUUUACUUACAUGUAGCUCAAGAUUUAGAACAGUUUGUGAUUUGACAAGACAAUCAUAUUUUUUGUUUGUCUGCUGAUCACACUAAUUUCAAUGAAAUAUGUGGAGAUAAUGAACAGUAUUGAGCUCAAAUGUCUAUUAAACAUUACAAAAUAGGAGCAGAGCAAACACGGACCUCUAAGACAAACAUAAAAUGAUUACAGUGUGUGGUUUGAUAAGAAAAUAACCUUUUUUUGUUUAUUGAUUAUACUGAAUUCAAAACUUUAAAUGAUUUUGGCUAAUAAUCGCCAUAAAAUACGAAGAUCAGCUUUCCUGGCAUGAAAAUAUUUCAAAAUAAAAUAUACAUGUAUGAGGAGGCCAAAUUUUGAAAUAUGUUACCUUAAGCUACCGACACGUUACUUCAAUAUCCGUUUUGUAUCUCUUUACAUAUCUGUACAAGAAAUUGAUCAUCAUCUUGUGAUUUAAACUGUUUUCAAAAUGUCGAAGUAGAUAAAAACACUAAAAUAUUGUGAUAUUGGUAAAUCAAAAGAUUUCCAAUAGGAUUAUAUAGUAAAUACCAUCCUCUGGUAUCUUGCACAAAUGCCUGGUAAGGUGCCUCAAAUUUUUGCGAGGCAACUUGUUAAAGUAGCAAAACUUCAAUUACAAAUUUUUGGCAAAGGUUAUAUAUUAUUGAAGAACGUGUCGUCUGACCUUAAAAUGUCAGAGCCUUCAUCGAAUUAAUUCAUAAUUUUAUUCGUUAAUGUUCGACAUUUCAACAGAUGUUUAUUAUGUAGUAUGUAUGAUGGAUGGUGACAACAAUGGUGAAAUUCCUGUGCCUGUAGCUUGGGUCCAAACCCUUCAAUGCCCUGUUCAUUUAUAAUGUAAAACCCCAUUGCGUUUCUGUGCAACAUUACUUUAAUUUGUACAUUCAAAUUGUCUUUUUUCGUAUUCGUUUUUUUUUUAAAUUGGGUUUUCAAUGGAAUUGAUUUCUCGAUGGUCAUAUGGUACUUACUAGUAAAACCUGUCUAUAAGUCAAUUAUUAGGGAACCCUCAUUUUGAAAUCCAUUAUGUGCAGGAAAGGAGUUGUGAAUCAAUGCUCUGUGUUUCUACCGAUUGUACUGCUUCAGAGUAGCUGUAAGUACAAAUCUUUAUGCAAGUAUCAGGCACAUACCUAAUUAUCUGAUGCAUGAUUUCAUUUCUCAGACACAGAUUUGCGAUUCUACUUUGUCGCUUUUGGCAAUAAUCUAUAUUUAUUAUGCUGAUGUAUCAUACUUAAUUAUAUUUAGUACAUUUUCAACAGUGAAAUACUGUGAUUUAUUUAUUGAAUAAAAGUGAUAUUCUCUCACAGUGUGAAGUGAUACCCAAAUGAUAUUCUCUCACAGUGUGAAAGGAUAUCAAAGUAAGUAAAAAAAAAAUUCUGGCCUGUCAUAAGAUAGGGAUAGUAACUAAACCGUCUUGAUAGAGACUAAAACUGCCACUUUCUUCCCAAAUAUAUUGCUAAAAAUCCAUGUUUAAAUGUUUUCAAUCUCACAAUUGCUAAGCUACGAUGUCUCCACCGCUCAACUAUGACGUCACACCCUAUGGCACUGUGUUGAGAAAAGACAGAGGCAAAAGGAAAAUCAAAGAAAAUAUAAUAAACAGAAAAUUCAAUGUUUUGUAGCUGGAUAAGGAAUUUAUUUCACUCGUGAG
Molecule: messenger RNA, 5684 nt
Organism: Saccostrea echinata
Lineage: Eukaryota; Metazoa; Mollusca; Bivalvia; Ostreida; Ostreidae
Exons: 6
Coding region: 1-3651 (1216 amino acids)
Biological process (GO): protein polyubiquitination; negative regulation of translation; proteasome-mediated ubiquitin-dependent protein catabolic process
Molecular function (GO): translation repressor activity; ubiquitin protein ligase activity
Source: RefSeq, a predicted model, not a curated record